Raphanus sativus (radish) is the source of this 3592-nucleotide messenger RNA. RefSeq lists its product as uncharacterized. The record is from RefSeq and is a predicted model, not a curated record. The coding region runs from base 137 to 3436 and encodes 1099 amino acids. The transcript is spliced from 3 exons. Gene Ontology annotation, cellular component: AP-type membrane coat adaptor complex. Gene Ontology annotation, biological process: endosomal transport. Lineage: Eukaryota; Viridiplantae; Streptophyta; Magnoliopsida; Brassicales; Brassicaceae.
CAUCUGUGAAUUGUUCUGUUUCCCUACGGAGUGGUACUUGUUGCCGGCGAGACAACAAGAGACCUGUCUUAUCGUCUCAAAUGUCUUCGUUUUAGUUUCUCCACAGAUUCAGAUCCUUUAAUAAUUCGAUCGGAGCAUGACGACUCCUCCGGCGAGACCUCUCUCCGUCCACGACUGGGACGUCCUCAUCGAAGACUUCCAAGACUCCGGCGCUCCUCGCGACUGGUUCACCUCCGUCUUCUCCAUCGACUCCCUCGCCGACCUCGCCCUCUCCUCCCUCCUCAAAAAGGACCUCCCUUUACCUUCCAAACUCUCGAUCCUCGUCUUCCUCGACGAGUUCUCCGAGACCCUCUUCGCCGGACGCGGCGACGAGACAUUCGACCGCCUCGUCGACGCUCUCCGCGCGAUCGUCCAGUCUCCCACGGCGGACGGGUUAAAGGAGCAGGCUUUGAUCUCCUUCUCGUCGGUCCUCGCGGCGUCGGUCGAGUCUUCUCUCUCCUUGCGCCGCCACGUGGAGGCCGUCGUGGACUUGCUCCUCGCGCUCGUGAACCGUCCUAACCACGGGUUCGAUAGACAGGCACGUGCCGUCGCGUGCGAGUGCUUGCGUCAGCUCGAGAGAGCGUUUCCUGGUUUGUUAUCCGAAGUCGCUGGGCACCUUUGGUCGCUGUGCCAAGCGGAGAGAACGCACGCCGUGCAAGCUUACCUUCUCUUGUUCACCACAGUUGUUUACAAUGUCGUUAACAAGAAGCUGAAGGUUUCGCUUCUCAGUACUUCCGUGCCUUUGGUUCCUUUCAAUGCUCCUAAUUGGAUGAGGGAUCAGAGUCAGAGUCAAGGGUUGGGGCCGGAUCAGAAGGAGCUGAGGAGGACGCUGGCGUUUCUCCUGGAGUCUCCGUAUCUGUUCACGUCUUGCGCUAUGAUGGAGUUUAUGGGAAUGGUGGUGCCGCUUGCGUCUGCGCUGGAGUUGCAAGCGUCCAUGUUGAAAGUUCAGUUUUUAGGGAUGGUUUACUCGUUUGAUCCUAUGCUGUGUCAUGUUGUCUUGCUUAUGUAUACUAAGUUCCCUGAUGCCUUCGAGGGACAGGAGAAAGAUAUCAUGAGACGUCUGUUGCUUCUCUCCAAGGAGACUCAGAUCUAUCUUGUCUUCCGCUUGCUUUCGCUUCACUGGUUAAUGGGUUUGCUGAGUGGAGAGGUUGUGAAGAGGAAGUCUGUUUUGGAGAUGGGUCAGAAGUUUCAUCCUGGUGUAUUUGAUCCGCUAGGUUUGAAAGCUUUGAAGCUUGAUCUGCUGGUUCAGUGCUCUGUUGGUUUGAGUGGAAAAUCUUCAGGGGAGUUGUUGCAGGAGUGCUUGGUCUCUGUUUCGGAUUUCAAAUGGUUGCCUCCUUGGAGCUCAGAAACUGGUGUAGCGUUCCGUACUUUACACAAGUUUCUGAUAUCUGCUUCUACACACUCUGACUCUGACCCUUCCACCACUAGAAGCCUUAUGGAGUCUAGCCUCUUCCAAAACUUGCAGGGGUUACUGGUGGACAUGACUUCAAAGUUCCAAAUCUUGGUCCCUGUCGUUGUGUCUUUUACUGAGCGGUUGAUAAACUGUGAAAAGCAUCAGUGGUUAGGAGAGAGGUUUCUUCAGACAAUAGAUGAGAAACUUCUUCCCAAGCUCGAGAAAAGCUGUUUGUUAACACCUUACUUCCCGCUCUUCCAUCGGAUUGCGGAGAACGAUACAAUACCUCCUUCUAGAUUGAUAAAGCUCCUCACCAAGUUUGUCCUUACACUUGUUGACAAGCGCGGGUCUGAUGUGGGGUUGAGACUGUGGGAUCAAGGCACCGAAGUUCUUGGCGUCUGUCGAACGUUGUUGAGUCACCACAAGAGCUCUAGAUUGUUUCUUGGACUCUCUCGUCUUCUCUCUCUAAUCUGUCUCUAUUUUCCUGAUCUAGAUGUCAGAGACAACGCUAGGAUAUAUCUGAGGAUGCUGGUGUGUAUACCAGGAAGGAGGUUAAAGAACAUUUUGAAGCCUGCAGAUACAGUCUCUCCAUCAACUCAUUCAUCUGCUGCGUUCUUCACCGUCCAAAGUCCUCGUUUCCGUUAUGAUCCUAACAAAUCUUGGAACAUUUCAUCAUAUAUUCAUCUCGAACGUGUCACUUCCCUGCUAGUGAAACAGUCAUGGUCCUUGUCUCUACCAUCAUCACUAGGCGUUGGAAGCAGCAUUGUCGAAAGCAAAGUUCAGGUCGAUGAAGUUGAGCCGGAGAGGAGUCAAGAGCUCCAGCUUUUACCGGAGAAUUCUCGUAGGAUUGAAUCAGGAAAGCCGACGUUGAGAGUGAUGGAUGCAAAGGUAGGUGAGAUUCUCGAAAGGUUGAGGAGAUACUUCUCGGUGGUUCCUGAUCUCAGACACAUGCCUGGAAUCAAGGUGAGGAUAAACUGUACUUUGAGAUUGGAUGCUGAACCGUAUAGCAGCGUAUGGGGUAGUCAAACUCAGAGUCCUGAGUUAGAUAAUAAAGUGGACGCAGCACCUCCUGCUUUAUUCGCUACCGUGGUUAAAUUCUCAUCUUCAGCACCUUAUGGCUCUAUACCAUUUUGCCGCAUACCUUUCCUUCUAGGUGAGUGGGACAAGAAUGUACCCAACGAUGAAGGUUCUUUGGAGAUAGUCUUGUUGGGAAACACAACGAUAGAGGAGGAGAAAGAUGGCUUGGGAGGAGGAGGAGCGUCUGUGACAGUUGAACUCGAACCUAGAGAACCAACACCUGGUUUGGUUGAGGUUUCGAUGGAAGCGAAUGCAGAGAGUGGUCAGAUGAUUCAAGGGAAACUCGAGAGUGUUCCCGUGGGGAUCGAAGACAUGUUCUUGAAAGCUCUUGCCCCACUCGAUGAACCUGAAGACACAAUCCCAAGCUACUACGCAGAUCUAUUCAGUGCUUUGUGGGAAGUCUGCGGUUCAUCGUCAAGCACAGCACACGAAACGUUUGCACUAAAAGGAGGCAAAACCACUGCAGCAAUCAGUGGGACUCGGUCAGUGAAACUUCUCGAAGUCCAUGCAGAAACUGUUGUACAAGCCAGCGAGCUUCACUUGGCACCCUUUGUGGUAGCUAUCACUGGAGAACAGCUUGUGAACAUUGUAAGAGAAGGAGGAAUCAUCGAGAACAUUGUGUGGCGGGAGGAGGAAGAAGAAGAAGGAGGUCAGGGUACUGCUUCUUCAUCAAUGGGGGCCACAGGAACUAACAGAGACCCUCUACGUCUUACAUACAUAGGAUAUGGAGACGAUCAAGAGGUUCCGAUGAGUAGGAGUAGAGGGAAGUUGGGAAAGAUAAAGAUGCUGAUGUUUUUGCCUCCGAGAUAUCAUCUGCUGUUUGAAAUGGAAGUUGGGGAAGAGUCGACAUUGGUUCAUAUGAGAACUGAUUAUUGGCCUUGCUUGGCUUAUGUUGAUGAUUAUUUAGAAGCUUUGUUCUUGCUUUAAGAGAGUUUUUUUUUUACUCUCUUUUCAUUCUUUUUGUGUCAUCUACAGAAAAGUUUGUCUAAAUAAACCCAAACACACAGACAAAAACCAUAAGUGGUUGGUUUAUAUUGAUUUUUUUUUUUUAUAUUGGAGAUAAAAAGUGGUGAAUUAACUGUU